AGGAAAUAAUUUGCUACUGUAGAAAUAAAUGAUCCUCAUCAGUGACCUAUAGGAGAUUACUUGACUGAAAAGGUAUUUCUGGAAAUAUCCCAGCACAAGCAAGUACUUCACUAAGGCCAGGAGUUUCUCCUGCACUUCUGUGUAAAUGUUCUCCAGUGAAGAAGGCAGCCAUUCCCACACCCAGGUUUCUCUCCAGGCAAUGCCAGUUCAGAAGUCUGUGCAGAAGUCUGCCAGACCUGAGGGCUAACCCCUGGUGGGAGCUGCAUUUCCUUAUAUGUCUGACAUCCUGUGUCCAACAGAGCACAGUGACUUCUAUGGACACAUAUGGAAACUCUCCAGACAGACAAGCUGCCUUUCUAGAUAUGAAUUAAGGGAGGAAGCUUGUUAAAAACCAGCAUAGCUUGAGGUUCUUAGAGAGGAGAGUAAAGCAAUGUGCCUUUUCUCUCUCUCCAGAACAGGGAUUUCACACAGCACAGACAGUCAAGGCAAGCACCACAAAACAGCCCUCUCUGGAUGACGGCACAAUUAGCAAAGGUGUUAAGGGGGAGGAUACGAGCAAGCUUCCAUCAGUUUUUUUCCUCUUUGUCUGAUGAGACUUUUGGCUGUCACACCAGGAAUUACAUGUCUGAAACAGGAGCUGACGUGGCAGAGGAGAAGCUGGGACACUUUGCAGAAACAGCAUGAUCUAUGUCUGGCAUUGCCACAGUCACAAGGAUAGGACAGGACUUCUGGAGGUCUCUUGUCAAAACCCAUGAGCAGAGCAGGGCCAGCUGAGUUUCAAGUAUCACAAGGGAUUAUAUCCCACAACCUCCCAGGAGCCCUGUCCUGGUGUUCGACCACCAUCAUGACAAAAAUUUGUUUUCAAUACAUUAAGCAGUGAUUUCCCAUUGCUAUUGCUAUAUAUUCCCCCAAGGAAAGUUGUCUGCUUCACCUUUACACCUUCUCCCAAAAUCCCUCUUGAGACAUCUCUUGUUGAGGCUGACCAAACCCAAUGUCUUCUCAUAGGCCAGGUGCUCCUGCCCCAGUCAGUCACUUGUGCAGCCCUCAGCUACUGCUGCAUCAGUGAAGAACCAGCUGAGCCCACAGAGAAAGGCGGAGGCUCCGGCGCUGCACAGAUGGGUGCAGUAACACCUCAGUGGCAAAGGAGCUGGGGGGACUGACAGAGUGACAUAUAUUCAGGACAGGAGACUUGGUGUAUCCUGAUGCUUUUGCUGCAUACAUUUAGUCUCAGAAAGAAAGAAAGAAAUCGGGAUGGGACAGCAGAAAAUGAUAGGUUAUUGAGAUUAUAUGUCUCCUGCUCACCUCUGUAUCACUCAACAGGGCAGAUAAAGAGAUGGCAACUCUUUAUUUACCUCACCAGUGGAAAGUGUCUUGUUUGCAAUUGCCGUCAGCUUCUGCCCCAGCACCUAAGCUUUUCCUGUUUGUACCCUUAACUCUGCUGGUGUCAGAUACCUCCGUUCCAGAGGCUGGAGAAUUGAAGUGGCCUGACAGGCAGGGGCUGAACAGACUGAAGGCAGACUUUGCUCCCAUUUCAAGUGGACUGAUACUGCAAGAGCCACUCUGCCCAUGGGUGUGCCUGCCUGCUGCAAACAGCUUUCCCCAUACUGUGCCCAUGCCCCAGAGCUACCAGUGCUGAGGCAGCCUUUUCUAGCCCACUUUUCCUGUGCAAACCACAAAGAUGUUUUCUAGAGUCUGCAGGCACUAAUCAUUAGGGUUUGAACAUUCAGAUUAAAAAAAUAUUUUUAAAAUUGAGAGCCUGCAUUUCCAACUAGCACAAAAAUGUACCCUCUUUAAGAUAUUGCUACAAAAUAAUAGGCCAGAACUUCACAGCCUACACCAAAAAAUGACGCUCUAGCAAUGAGGCAUUAGGAGAAAAUGUUGGUAUGGUCACAGUAGCUGCUCAUGGGGAAUAUUGUUGAAGUUACCACCAUGUCAUAGAAAACUGUCUCACACCUGAGGACAUCUUUAUUUCAUGUUUAAUCUUGAAUGGCUUAUUUGAAACAGAAGGUGUAAAAACUACUGCUGUUGGUGAAAUGUGGGUCUGCAGGCUGGGAUUCCAAUCACUUAGCUGUAAGUGUCAGGAGUCAGAGUGGCUAUACACCAUCGGCACCUACCACUGAGCAGUGUAUCCAUGCUCACCUUAUAUUUGGGAAAAGAAGUUUUCAUCAGUGUGGUCAGCAGUCUGGAAAGCAGUCUGUCCUCUCUUAAAGCAAAUUUGGCCUGACCUGCAUUGGAUGUGAUGCACCCUCUUUGUCGACUGUACUGACUGUAUCUCCCCUUAACAGGAGGUGUAAACAUCUCUAUCAGAGACAGCCUAUGGUCACUGAACCGAGUCCCUUCUGUACAGGCAGCGAGGGAUCCCUGUAAGAAGAUAGCUGGUAGCUGUUAGUGGCAGUUUGGUUAUCACUGACCUUUUCUCUCAGUCUCAGCUUUAACAGGCUGAUUUGGCCAUGUUAUCAUACUUGGGAGAUGUUAUCAUCUCCCUGGGCUUCUGCACUCACUUUCUUUCAUCUCCUACAGUGAGAGCAAGUAAUGGAUACUUACAAGCUCUUUACCCAGCCAGGAAGCAGACAGAAUACAGCAACCUCUGCACUCCUAUAGGAUUUUUCAUUCCUUGCAAACUGAAAUCUUUGCGGAGACUUGAACACCACAUCCCAAAGUAGAGUAGAUGAGCUGACAGAUGCUCUGGGUUUUUGGGUGUGCAGACCAGUGAGCCCAGAGGUCACACACCUGCACCCCAUCCUCUCUUUGGAUUCAGCCAAGGUGAAUUCCUGGCUCCAGCCUCACAGCCAGAGCAGGAGCAGUCAUGAGAUGCUUUGUUGCUUGAGGAAAAGGGUCAAUAUAUUUUCUUUAGAUCAUAGGAUGAUUUUUAGAAAAGCCUCAUCAAUGAUACACUUUCUGCUUGCAAUGUCCCAGCGCAGACUUGCUCCCCUCUUAUCAGCAAGCAUCAGCUCAGGCCUGGCCAAAUUGGGUGUCUUGCCACCUUUCCAGCCCAGGGUUAGUGAGAGGUGGAGAUGGGGCUUUUGGGGUGUUGACCAAAUCUGCUCAACAUCUAUUUGUGAACUAUCAUUUCCUGCCAAGCACUGCCCACAGACUGACAGAGCGCCUGCACUGCUCGUGGUGCUGCCAUGCACCACAUGCACAGCUCAGCCAGAUCUCAGCUUGCUGCUGCUCCUGCUGCACUUCACCAGAAAAUUCAGCAUGACAGAAGCAUACGCAGAAACCACAGCUGAAUACGCUUAUGAUGAACAUGCUUUCUCCUGCAACAAAACCGACAUCCAAGAGUUUGGGAAAAUAUUUCUGCCGAUAUUUUACCUUGUGGUGUUUGCUCUUGGCCUCACAGGGAAUCUAAUGGUGGUUUUUGCCAUUGUGAAAGGCAAUAAAAAAAGCGUCACCGACAUCUAUCUCCUGAACUUGGCUGUCUCUGACCUUCUCUUUGUGAUCUCCCUCCCGUUCUGGGCGUCCAACAGGGUCCGUGGGUGGACCCUUGGGACUAUGACAUGUACAGCUGUUUCCUCACUGUAUUACAUUGGUUUCUUUGGGGGCAUGUUCUUUAUCACUGUUAUCAGCGUUGACAGGUACUUGGCCAUUGUCCGGGCAACUUAUUCUCUGAAAUCCAGAACAGUAAGGCACGGCUUUCUUGUAACCUGUGGAGUGUGGGCAAUAGCGGUUUUAGUGUCAGUGCCACAUUUUGUGUUCUCCCAGCUCGUAGAAAAUGACUGCAUUCCUGUCUUCCCAGAGAAGCUGGAGAACAUCUGGCCAGUGUUGUGCAAUAUGGAGCUGAACACCAUCGGCUUUUUCAUCCCAGUCUGUAUCAUAUUCUAUUGCUACUGUGGGAUCAUCAAAACCCUCCUGUCCUGCAAAAAUCAGAAAAAGGCACGAGCCAUAAAACUGAUCUUGGUUGUGGUGGUGGUGUUUUUUCUUUUUUGGUCCCCCUACAAUGUAUUGAUUUUUCUAGAUACUUUAAAUCACUAUGAGUUAUUCACAGAUUGCAACCAAAUUAAGUCAUUGGACUAUGCAAUGCACCUGGCUGAAACCAUUGCAUUCAGUCACUGUUGUCUCAAUCCUUUUAUCUAUGCCUUUGCUGGGGAAAGAUUCAGGAAAUACCUUUAUCAUGUCUGCUUGAAGUGCUGUCCAUUCCAGUGUUUCUGUGGGCCCUGCAGUCACUACCAGGUCCCUCAUUCAGUUAGUUAUGCAGAAAGUGUGGGGAACAGCAACAUAACCCUGAACACCAGCGACCAGGAUGGCUCUGUCUUUGUCUAAAAGGGUCUCAGAAGGAGAAAUGUAUCAAUAUGUGUCUCCUGCAGGGAUAGCAACCACUGAGGGGUUGCAUUUACCCUCGUGAAGAGCCUUAGUGGCUGCACUGAAUUACUGACAUGCCUCUAGUUAAGCAUUAAAUAUUAUAAAACAGUAAAGAUUUAAAAAACAAAAGCAAUACGAUAUGUCAGUGUUGGACAUGGAAUGGAAUCAAGAGCAAAGAAGAGGGAAAGUAGAAACAAAAGGAGCACUCUGUGCCUAGAAAAGGAGCUGGAGAAGAAUUUAAGGAUAGGGAGCCUUUUGAACAGUUCCACCACUGGAACUUGUAUGUAUUUCAGUACACGUGCAUGUGAUACUAAUGUAAAUAGACCUAAACUCAUUUUUUUAAGGGAAAUCCCUUUAAUGAAUGGUGACUGACUUUUAGGAAAAAUUUUACUAUCUUUGAUUGAAAAAGGGUGUAUUUUUGAUGCUGUAUCUCCAUAAGGAAGUGAUUUUGUGGUUAUUGAUUAUAAUAAAUGUUUUAACUGUGCUUUCAUAUGUAAUAAAAUC
Molecule: messenger RNA, 4806 nt
Organism: Cyanistes caeruleus (blue tit)
Lineage: Eukaryota; Metazoa; Chordata; Aves; Passeriformes; Paridae
Source: RefSeq, a predicted model, not a curated record